AUGGGUUAUUUGAGUAAAAUUCCCGAUUGGAUCGAGUCCGGAGUUUCGGGGGAAAUAGUGCCUCCGCCGCCGAAGAAACUGAAGGCGGAGACGACUCCAGACUCUGAGAGCGAUCCUGACACGUUUAUGUACACGGGAAGGAGAUUCCGCAAACCUAGAGCAGGGGAUCCCGAAUAUGCUCGACAGCACGAGCAAUUUUACUACGAAUUCGAAAGGAGCGAGGGAUUCGAGAUUAGUUGGGACAAAUACGAUUAUCCAUUCGUCAGUUUCAAUUGGUCGUGGGGAGUACCUCUUGACUAUUAUAUGAGCAAUGACGAUUUGGUCAAAAUGGUUACACAGUAUGCCAUCGACGAAGAGAACCAAGAAGAGGGAACAAAUGUAGUGCUUCAUGAGAUUGUGAAUGUCAAUCUGAUUCCGUGCAAUGGUUUUGUGUUUUGCAUAUCAUUUUGGGGGAAAGAUCUGUCCCUUUCUAACCCAGAGCUGAAGCGUUAUCAAACAAAGGUGUGGAGAAAUGUUACCGAUGACAUCGAGGUUGAGAUAUUCAGGCUUCGUCCAACCGAUGAAGAGAUGGCGGCUGUUUAUGUGGAGCCUUUUCGACCCAGGAGGCAAGUGACAAGACCUACUUAGGUGAUUUGCUUCUCGAUUCUCGGUUUUCAAAUCAAACAAGCAGUAAGUGUGUUAAUGAGAAUUUAGCUAUUUGGGGCGUGGGAGAUCAUUGGAUAGCUUAACAGUUUCUCUGGGCAACUCAUGCGUAUAUUUUUUUGGGCAACGGAAGCUAAUGUUCUAAUGAUAUAUGUUGAAGGUGUAAUAAGGCGUAUAUCCAUAUAGAAAUAGAACCAUUUUAGAUCUC
This is a messenger RNA of Tarenaya hassleriana, 850 nucleotides long. RefSeq lists its product as uncharacterized. The coding region runs from base 1 to 627 and encodes 208 amino acids. The transcript has 4 exons. Lineage: Eukaryota; Viridiplantae; Streptophyta; Magnoliopsida; Brassicales; Cleomaceae. The record is from RefSeq and is a predicted model, not a curated record.